Sorex fumeus (smoky shrew) is the source of this 1221-nucleotide messenger RNA. RefSeq names its product ring finger protein 166 (gene RNF166). Lineage: Eukaryota; Metazoa; Chordata; Mammalia; Eulipotyphla; Soricidae. The record is from RefSeq and is a predicted model, not a curated record. The coding region runs from base 14 to 727 and encodes 237 amino acids. The transcript has 7 exons. Gene Ontology annotation, biological process: ubiquitin-dependent protein catabolic process; protein polyubiquitination. Gene Ontology annotation, molecular function: ubiquitin protein ligase activity.
GGCCGGGCCCGGGAUGGCGAUGUUCCGCAGCCUGGUGGCCUCGGCGCAGCAGCGCGCGCCGCCGGGCGGGCCCGCGGGCGGCGACGGCGGACUGGAGGCGCAGUUCAGCUGCCCCAUCUGCCUGGAGGUCUACCACCGGCCCGUGGCCAUCGGCGGCUGCGGACACACGUUCUGCGGGGAGUGCCUCCAGCCGUGCCUGCAGGUGACGUCCCCUCUGUGCCCACUCUGCCGCCUGCCCUUCGACCCCAAGAAGGUGGACAAGGCUGCCCACGUGGAGAAGCAGCUCUCGGCCUACAAGGCGCCCUGCCGGGGCUGCAACAAAAAGGUGGCGCUGGCCAAGAUGAGGGUGCACGCAGCCUCCUGCGCCAAGACCCAGGAGCAGAUGGCCAGCUGCCCCAAGUUCGCCCCCGUGGUGCCCACGUCCCAGCCCAUCCCCAGCGCCGUCCCCAACAGGUCCACCUUCACCUGCCCCUACUGCGGCGCCCGCAACCUGGACCAGCAGGCGCUGCUGCGCCACUGCGUGGACAAUCACCGCAGCGACCCCAACCGCGUGGUGUGCCCCGUCUGCUCGGCCAUGCCCUGGGGGGACCCCAGCUACAAGAGCGCCAACUUCCUGCAGCACCUGCUCCACCGGCACAAGUUCUCCUACGACACCUUCGUGGACUACAGCAUCGACGAGGAGGCCGCCUUCCAGGCCGCCCUGGCCUUGUCCCUCUCGGAGAACUGAAGGACCACCGCCACCUUCGCCCCUCGGUUGGGCGCAGCCAGGGGUCCGAGCCCCUGGCAGGAGAGAGGCGCCCGCCGGGCUGAGUCUCCUCGGUGCUUGGUGUGGGGAUCUCCCGCAGGGACAGCCAGAGAUGCGGGCCAGCUCACGCCUGUCCUCCGUGCCCGCGUGAGGCUCCUGUGGCCUCGCCACUUCGCACUUUCCCGCCAGCCAGCGCCCUGGUCUCCCGGUUCCGGGCGGAGACGGCUGUCCGUGUUUGAUUAGAACUUAGAGUAUUUUUAUGGAACAUUUACAAAAUUAUAUUUUUAAAAAGAAGGAUCCACUGAGUCGCUGUGGCUGAGCCGAGCCCAGGAGGCUGCCCCCCACCCCGCCGCCACCCCUCGGGCGAACGGGGGCGCAGGCGGGGGCAGGGGCCCGAAAGCCACUCCGAGCUCAUAUGGGUCACAGCAUCCAGUAUCGCUUCUUUAAAAAAACAAAAUAAAGCGUUUCUGAGCAGC